GGUGCCAACAGGGCAGGGGUGGGGCUGGGGGGGAGAAUGAGGGUUUUUAAAGGCUCCCCGAGGAGGCUUCUCAGCUCCAAGCUCACCGUCUGCUGCUCCUGGACACCUGUUACCAUGUGGUUCCUGAUCCUGUUCCUUGCCCUGUCCCUAGGAGGAAUUGAUGCUGUACCUCCCAUGCAGUCUCGGAUUGUCGGAGGAUUUAACUGUGAGAAGAAUUCCCAACCCUGGCAUGUGGCUGUGUACCGCUACACCAAGUAUCAAUGCGGGGGUGUCCUGAUUGACCCCAGCUGGGUUCUCACCGCUGCCCACUGCUAUAACGACAAGUACCAGGUUUGGCUGGGCAAAAACAACCUAUAUGAGCAUGAGCCCCUUGCUCAGCACCGGCUUGUCAGCCAAAGCUUCCCUCACCCUGACUUCAACAUGACCCUCAUGAAGAACCACACCCGACAACCUGGGGACGACUACAGCAAUGACCUGAUGAUGCUCCACCUCAGCAAGCCUGCUGAACUCACAGAUGUUGUGAAGGUCAUUGACCUGCCCAAUGAGGAACCAACGGUGGGGAGCACCUGCCUUGCCUCAGGCUGGGGCAGCACUGCACCCAUCAAGUAUGAAUACCCAGAUGAUCUCCAGUGUGUGUACAUUGAGCUCCUGUCUAAUGAGAUAUGUGCCAAAGCCCACCCAGAGAAGGUGACAGAUGUCAUGCUGUGUGCAGGAGAAAUGGCUGGAGGCAAAGACACUUGUGCGGGUGACUCCGGAGGCCCACUGAUCUGUGACGGUGUUCUCCAGGGUCUCACAUCAUGGGGCCUCUCUCCAUGCGCUGAACCCGAUAAGCCGGCCAUCUACACCAAACUUAUCAAGUUCAAAUCCUGGAUAAAGGACAUUAUGGAGAAAAACCCCUGAGUGUCACACUGUCCCCUGCUCUCAAUAAAACCAAUCAUGCAGCAAAUGA
Messenger RNA from Grammomys surdaster, 949 nucleotides. RefSeq names its product renal glandular kallikrein-like. NCBI's taxonomy places the organism in Eukaryota, Metazoa, Chordata, Mammalia, Rodentia, Muridae. Gene Ontology annotation, biological process: regulation of systemic arterial blood pressure; zymogen activation. The coding region runs from base 37 to 900 and encodes 287 amino acids. The transcript has 5 exons. Gene Ontology annotation, molecular function: serine-type endopeptidase activity. The record is from RefSeq and is a predicted model, not a curated record.